CGUCACGUGGCCACCCACAGCGUGGUGCGUAACGCUCCAUUGAGAAGAAGAGGCAAAGAUGGCGUCUUCUAACAACCCUCGCAAAUUCAGCGAAAAAAUCGCGCUGCACAACCAGAAACAGGCGGAGGAGACCGCCGCUUUCGAGGAAGUGAUGAAGGACCUAAACAUCACCAGAGCCGCCCGGCUGCAGUUACAGAAGACCCAGUAUUUGCAGCUAGGGCAGAAUCGCGGACAGUACUAUGGAGGUUCACUGCCCAAUGUCAAUCAGAUUGGGAAUGGCAACAUUGACCUUCCUUUUCAGAACUCUGCGCUGGACACCAGCCGCAGCACCAGACACCACGGGCUGGUGGACCGCGUGUACCGCGACCGGAACCGCCUCACGUCCCCCCACCGCCGCCCCGCCACCGUGGACAAACACGGACGCCAGAUCGACAGCUGUCCCUACGGUUCAGUCUACCUGUCUCCUCCCCCCGACACCAGCUGGAGAAGGACUAAUUCGGACUCUGCCCUGCACCAGAGCACCAUGAACCCCAAACCCCAGGAGGUGUUCGCCAGCGGCUCGCAGGAGCUCCAGCCCAAGAGAGUGCUCCUGCUCACGGUGCCAGGGACGGAGAGCCCGGACUCAAACCCGGACAAUGACUCGCUAGAACAGAUGUGGGAUGACAAACAGGAUGAUUGUUCAAGCCCUAAAGUGUGCGAUGUCCCAGGAAUCAACAUCUUCCCGUCUCCAGACCUGGAGGUGAACCCGUCCAUCCUCCCGGCGGGCCACAACACAGGGGGCUCCCUGCCCGACCUCACCAACAUCCAGUUCCCCCCGCCGCUCUCCACCCCGCUGGACCCCGACGACGGCGUCUCCUUCCCCUCCCUGGGCUCCGCCGGCAGCACCGGCAGCCUGUCCGCCGACCACGCCCACCUGGGCGUCGGCUCCCCCGGCCACGGUAUGCCGGUCUCCUCCCAGUCCAUGACCCCCUCCCAGCGGAGGCAGCCCUCGGUGCUGCCCCUCACCCUCAGCUCAGACCUCUCCCUCCAGCAGUCACCCCAGCAGCUCUCUCCCACCCUGUCCUCCCCCGGCCACCUCAACCAGGCGGUGCCCAUGGAGGCCCUGUCCCUGGAGCUGCAGCUCUCCCAGUACCCCCUGUUCAGCCAGCUGACCGCCCAGGCCCAGGCGCAGCUGCUCAGCGACCUGCACAAGCAGCAGCAGCAGCUGCAGCAGCAGCAGCAGCAGCAGCAGAGCCUGCCUCAGGGCAUCAGGCUCAUCACCCUGCCCUCGGCCGCCACCGACGGCCUGAACCACGACGCCUCCAACAUCAACAUCAACAUCAGCUCGUACCGCAAUCAGUCUGGCUCCCCAGCCAAUCAGUCUCCGACCUCCCCCGUCUCCAAUCAAGGCUUCUCUCCGGGAGGCUCGCCCCAACACAUUCCCGUCGUUGGCAGCAUAUUCGGUGACUCAUUCUACGACCAGCAGCUGGCGUCCAGGCAGACCAACGCCCUCUCCCAUCAGCUGGAGCAGUUCAACAUGAUCGAGAACCCCAUCAGCUCGGCCAGCCUGUUCAGCCAGUGCUCCACCCUCAACUACACCCAGGCGGCCAUGAUGGGGCUCACAGGCAGCAGCCUGCAGGACUCCCAGCAGCUUGGAUACAGUAACCACGGCAACAUCCCCAACAUCAUCCUCACAGUCACGGGCGAGUCUCCGCCCAGCCUCUCCAAGGAGCUGUCCAACUCGCUGGCGGGCGUGGGCGACGUCAGCUUCGACGCCGACUCCCAGUUCCCAUUGGACGAGCUGAAGAUCGACCCCCUGACGCUAGACGGACUGCACAUGCUCAACGACCCCGACAUGGUUCUGACCGACCCCGCCACGGAGGACGCCUUCAGGAUGGACCGCCUGUGAUGACGCUGCCGGGGGCGGGGCCACACCUGCACCAACCGGGAGCGAGGACGGGGGCGGGGCAUAAACAUACCGACUUGUGAUUGGAGUGUGAGGACGGGAGGCGGGGCUGAGUCGCCCCCCCCCCGCCCCUGGUUGCAUGGUUCAGCUGAACUCCGAACAACGCCCCCGCUUGCCCCCCCCCCCUUGAUUUCUCCUGGAUCCCCUGGAACGACGCGUAGCAAACGGACGCCUCCCCCCUCCCCCCCCGGCAACCGUCGCCGCCGCCCCCCCCGCGUGGCUCCGAAGGUGAUUGGUUGCCCGGUGCUUUUGCUCGCUGGCAGUUUCUUCUUUUUUUUGUCAUUUCACGCCCGAUAUAUUCCAACAGCCCACAUUAGUUUUUUUUGUUUUUUUUAUAAAGUUAAAUGAUGUUUUUACUUUUGUUUAUUGGUAUCGUUUGCUGAAGAGCAGCAUGGGGCUGAAACCCGGCCAAAAUGUCCAAAAUGCUGUCGUUAAAAGAAGUCAGAACCCGAAGUUUAGAACGCAGAAGAAGUCACAGGAUUGGUCACCGCGCUGCAGCCACCCCGUCGCCAACGUCGCUCGCAUCCCGCAAACAAAAGCUUUAUUUUUGACAACCAAAUGUUUAUAUUUUUCUCAUGCACUAUAUGUUGAUGAUUGUGUAUUUAUACGUAUUUUUAUUUAUGCCCUUAUUUAUUUGUUUUGAAGACUCGAUAUAUUUAUUCUUUUGUUUCACAUGUGAUGCCAAAAUUCGUACUUCUGUCGACGUUGUGUUGAAAUGCACCUGUUCAGGUCGUGUCUAUUUAUUAUUUGUGUUUAAUAAGCUAAUUAAGGACUGCAAAACCUCCCCAUACUUGCUGGUAGGCAUUGGUUGUGCCAUUUAUUUGAUGUAGGACUUUGUAGAUGUUGGUGCGGUUAGAGCCCAGCAAAAAUGGAACAAAAUCAGAACACAACAGCUUUUCACAACAGCUUUUAGCACCAGCUCCAGGUUUUGGUAAUGCUGUGUUUGCAAAUAAAAUUCACCCCCAUCAACAGCUUAAAUAGUAACCUAUAUUAAGAUGGCUCACUUCUCAAAGCAAGAGAUGGAAGAUAUUAAUCUAUUGAAAUGAAUGAAUCAGAUUAACUGUUAUUUGUUGGCAGUGAAUAGCUCCAAACAAUUCAUUCUAAGGUAUGGAAAAAUAUGACUAUUUUAAAAAAAGAAAACGGAACAAGUAAUCAUUUGAAGUUGUCACUGUGAAAUCACCUGAUUUUGCCUUACAGGAGUGGUCUGCUGUUGUACUUUUAGUGUCUUGUGUGACGAUGUAUUUUCCUACCUUCUCUUUAAAAAAAAUUGUCUUGUAUUUGAAAGGAAACUCUUGACGUGUGGUCGGUGAUAUCUGUGGUUACGUAGUGCAAGGUUUGACAAAUCAUUGUACUGUAUUUUCUACCAGUACAGUUUACAACCAAAUCGGUGGUUUUCUAAGUAGAAGGAAGUGUGUUGGAAGGUGCAGUUAUGGGGAGGCUUUCCGCUCCUUGAGCAGAUUGCUCUCACUAAACGGCAGUUCAAGUGGUUUAUCUUAAUAUCUGAAAAUAGCCUUUGUUACACUGCAACGUGUGGGUGUUACUCUUGUGUUUCUUUUUAAGUGGCUUAUUUUAAUGUUUAAAUACUAACCAAACCUCUAAAUCAAAUCACAGGGACGGCACUUCACACGUGUUACUGGAGUUGUGGUUUCUGAUUGGCAUAAUAAGGUACAAUGUGGUCUCGAAAAUAUGACAUUAGAUUAACUUCUGACGUUACGGCUCUCCGUUUGUCUGGGAUCAGGUAGAGGACCGACCGGCAGUGGUCGACUGAACUUCUCCCAUAGCCGUUGGGAAGACGAGUUAAAACGUCCUUUCCGGACUCCCGCAUCCUUAGACAAGAUGUCUGUAAAGGUUCAAAAUCAAACCUGUGUAAUACACUGGUCACUGUAUAAAUACAUUUGUUGAAGUUGUCUUCUGAAGACGCCAUCUUUACUCAUCGUUACUCUUCGGAAGGUACCCCGGCAUCUAUACCUUCUGGAUAAAAUGAUAAGGAGCUUUGUGAAGUCUCACUGAUUAAGCCAAUCAGAAACUAGAGCAUUCAUUGUCCCUGUUUGACCAGGGGUCGCACUUUCGUGCCGGUUGGAUUUCUGUGUUCAGGUGCGCUUCAUUUUUAUUUGAUUUUUUAUCAAUCAUUUAAAUAUGAAUUGAAUUUUUUUGUAUAAUAAGAAGCACCCAUAGGACUGAGUGGUUAUAUUUAUGGGUUCUUUAUGGGGAAUGUAUCUAAAUAAGAUACUGCAAGCAGAUGUCAUUUAAAGAAUAUAACACAAAACGCUUGGCUACCACAUGGAAUGUGUUUAGGUCCAACCAACAAGGCUAUCAGGGAAACGUGUUUUUAUUUUUAACUAUUACAAAUAUUCUACCAAUAUUAACACUAUUCGCCAGAUACUCUUAUCAGCUUUAUCACUUUCAGUGUCUCGUGGUCAAUCAUGGUCUCUAAACUGUAAAAUGAACACAACUUGUUUUCGGUAAAGUAGUAGGUCCUAAACUGUUUAAUUGUUUUUAUUAUAUAUAUUUUUUAAUCAGUGACCAAUGUUUACACUUAAUUAAUUGGAAAAAUGUACAAAUCUACUGUUCUCUUGCGUAUCAUGUUUCACAUGUACAUGAAACGAUGUGUUUUGGAUCAGAUUAUUAUUUGAUGUGUGGGUCUUGCUAGGCUGCAUGGUUUCUGACCGAUGUGCAGCUCUGGGAGUGACCUUCCAGCCGAUGCCAAACACGUAUCCAAACUCAGCCAUUUUGUUUUCAAGUUUCUGCAGCUACCAAGACUUUAAGUUUACAUGUUUGGUUUAUGUCCAUCAGCGGGUCGGUCGCCUUUAACCAAUUGGGAUUCCUAUGCAAAUGAGAUUUUUUUGGUUUGUUUAUAAAUCGGACGAUAACGUUGCUGAAUCAAAUAUAUAACAUAUUAUAUGGACGAUCAUAUAGAAUAUAUAAACAUGUGUAUAUAUAUGAUAUAUAUAUACAGAAGUUUUUUUUUAUUAUUUGUCAUGUUUAGCUCAACUCUCGCUGUGGAUUCCUCUGUUGUGUUGCGUCAGAGAACAACUGUUAGUUAGCACAGGUCGCCGUUGUACAUAUGCUAAGCCGAUAAAAACGAAACGCAUGCCCUCGACUGACAGUCCCGACCUCUUUACGAAGGCCAUCCUACUCGCUGCCCUGGUUGAUCCGUGUAAAAUAGAAACAUAAGUGAGCUAGCUGUCGACCGCGGAUGCAUGUGCUGGUUUCUCCCACGCAACGAGGAACUCAAGUUUCCUGUUGCGUGACUCUGUUAACUUUGUCUCAACGUAAUGCUCAUACAGGUUUGAUUUGGGGGGGAUAUAUCAAAGAAUGUAUUUUGUGAGGUAAAGUCCUAGGUUUUUGGCGUGUUGACGCUAAACGACCGCAAGGUCUUGAACCUAUGUUUUCGUUAUUUUUACCACGCCUUUUUUCCGUAUAAUUUUAGUUGGUCUGACGAUUCUGACUGUGGCUUGUUAUCUCCCGGUUUAUUCCCCCCGUAGCAUCUCUUAACACUCCGUCCCGACCCAAUUGGUAAACCGCAGCACAACUCCUUGGAUGUCUUGAGCUGGCCUGGAUAACAGGACAUCCUUAGCUCCACCCUUGUUUAAAAGACGGACACUUGCACUGAUUGUUUGCAUUAAUAGACGUAUGUUUACGCUAAGUUUUACAGUUGACCGCAUGACUUCAUCAGUGUGCGACGCAACCCCCAACCCCCUUCUGACCGAGGGCUUAUGAGUCGGAACCCUUCUCGGCAUUGUUGCUUUUUGUUUAUUGUAUUCAAAACUCAGACUGGGUUAUACGCUGUAAUUUAGUUUUUCGGUUGUGCAAAGUUAAGUCCGCUCGUUGCUUGGCACUUUAUUUGUGACUGUCCUGUUUUUGCAACAGGGACUGUUUUGCCCUGCGUGAAUGCUGUCUGACACCGGAUGUACACUCUGGCAGGAACUUUCUUGUUCAAGAAAAAAAGAAAAAAGAAAAUGUAUUUUAUAUUUUCUUCUUUAAACUGUUUGUCUAUUGUUUGGGCUUGGCUUGUCUCAGUUUCUUUGUUUGUCGUUUUGUUUUUUGAAUCCGUACGGGAGAUGCAAAACUAGAAAGGGCUUUUUCCAGUGCAGCUUGCUCUCCUGUGAACACAGGUGGAACAAAUACGCAGUCCGAAUGUACUUUAGCUUGGCAGCCAUGUUCCCUUAAGCUCGCUCCCGUUGAAUUCUACCCUGGGCUUGAUUCCGAUGCUCCGUCACAAUUUCUCAGCAAACGUUGCUCAUCUAUCUGUCACAUCAUACGUCUAGAUGGACACGCCCACUUGUGAUGUCAGAAGAGGCAGAUUUUCAUAAACGGCUUGUGGCGGCUAAUCACGCUCAUACCUGGUGGUAUAUUAUGUCACCUUUAAUGAGGUUGAGGCCGCUCAGCCGUCCAUCUGUCCUGAUUCCGUGGGGCUCCUUGAUAGCGCUACGGCUGCGGCUCCAGACUCGGGCGAUGAAGCCUGAGCUCGAGGAAAUUAGGAAACUCAUUAGGAAAAAUAAUUGGAAUCCAGCCCAGGUCGACCAGACUGUUGAUAUUCACCCAGGAAGUGAUUGUUGCUCUGCGACAGCGUUGUUAGUCUUGCAAAGAUUUAACACUUAAAGAUUUAAAAACUAGAAACUGCCACUCCCGAGUAUUGUACAGAAAGUAGUCACAAAUUGUAUGCUGUUCACAAUCACUUAUUCGAUUUGGCUCUGCUGUUGAAAUGCAUUAAGAGGGAUGGUUCAUGUGAAGGUGUUUUUGUCCCCAAGUGUACCUGUAGUUACUGACGUGUUUUUAUUUUCUCAAUACAAGAUCCUGGUUUGUAAACGUGUCAUGCUCAAAUCAUGUUGAAAUUGCGAAGGAUAUCAAUGUUUGUCCCAGGAGGGGCUCACUACGUGGUAAAGUGGCAUACUUAAAAGAAAAAAAAGAUACGGUGUUGUCCUAAUGUUUGGUCAACGGGAAUUUGUGAGUUUUUAUGUUGUGCAGCUCGUCGUUCCAAGGGUUAGAAAUCUGGAUAUGUCCCUUUAAUGACAAAGGUUUUUUCUUAAUGUCUGCAAUCCAUUGAAACAUGUGUACGGCCCAGGCAAACCAGUUCUGUUUUAAAGUCAACUUUAAGCUUCUAGUGCGGCUAGCAUAUCACUGUUGUCCAGUUAGUCCUAGUACAAGUUCUGUAGUAUUUAUUUGUUGCAGUGUGAAUCUCCUCAUGUGAACUGUUUGUUUAUUAUAUAAAAGAAAAUGUCAACAAAA
Molecule: messenger RNA, 7174 nt
Organism: Gadus macrocephalus (Pacific cod)
Lineage: Eukaryota; Metazoa; Chordata; Actinopteri; Gadiformes; Gadidae
Gene: crtc1b
Product: CREB regulated transcription coactivator 1b
Exons: 14
Coding region: 59-1888 (609 amino acids)
Biological process (GO): positive regulation of transcription by RNA polymerase II; protein homotetramerization
Cellular component (GO): cytoplasm; nucleus
Molecular function (GO): cAMP response element binding protein binding
Source: RefSeq, a predicted model, not a curated record